Molecule: messenger RNA, 1185 nt
Organism: Leptopilina boulardi
Lineage: Eukaryota; Metazoa; Arthropoda; Insecta; Hymenoptera; Figitidae
Exons: 7
Coding region: 690-1040 (116 amino acids)
Source: RefSeq, a predicted model, not a curated record
CUAAAUUUUGAAGGGGAUGAACUCUCUCGUGUGUGUUGUACUGGUGACCUUGAAAGAUGUCAGCAAGUUUCUAGGACGAUGAGCGCAAAAGAGAAGGAUAUAAAUUCAAUUCAGUUGGAAAAUAAUGUGUCUUUGGUUUUUGAACAGUCAUUCAAUAUAAGGAAUUGCAAUUAUAUAACGCACCCCGGUGAAUUGAACGAUGAAAGAGGAGCAUUUCGUGUGACGUCAUUGCCAUGAAAAACUGCUGAAAUCAAAUAGAUAUUAAAUGGCUGACAGAGCGAGAGAGGACUAGUAGCGCCGUGGGGCAAAGUUGAACUAAUAAACUUCGUCGUGUUUCCAAAAUUAAUCUAGGAUGUUAACGUCGAAUAAUCAGCGUAACCUGUCAAAUUGAUGUGCGGUAGUAAAUCAUGAUGAAGUUGAAAUGACGCAAGAAUAAUCCACAGUUAUUCGAAAUAGUAAAAGUUUCAAUAAAUUGGAAGAGGAAGGACUAUGGACAGCUGGGAUCAAGACUGGUAAGAUUCUGUCUACUGUGAGGCUUAAGUGAAAAAAGAGGCUAUGGAAGAGUAAUUUUUAAAACUGAAAAAAUCCUCAGUAAUGAAGAAUCGGACUCUGGACCUUGAUCAAAUUCCAGUAGAGAAGCAACUUAGUAAUCCUACACAGAAAAAAUGACCUAGGACAAGUCUCGUUGGAUGCGGAAUUACAUAUGCUUUCGAUUGGUUUGGCAGAAAAUAAACAAUAGGACAACACCGUGGCAACCGGCAAACAAAAUCGGUUGUUCUCAACUUCUUUUGCCAGCGAUCUCCAAAGAAGCAACGCGAAUUUUUAUUUUCGUUCUUGCCUUUUUGGCAAUUGCUUUUGGAAAUCCAAUUAAAUCAACCGAAGAUUCUCAUGUCGAGGAUUUUACAGGAAUGCGAUAUUGUGGACGUUGUCGCUAUUACGAUCCUGUUCCACAUGAAGCAGAUUAUGAAUCCGAGGAAGAAAAUUACCCAUUCUCACCAUCAAAGCUAAAUGUUAAUAAUGUUGAAAUAACUAAUAAUUAAAGCAAAUCUCUGCUUACAAUUUUAGUGUUAUAAAAGCAAUUAUGUAAAAUCAGAAGCUGUAUGCUUAUAAAAAAUUUCUUUGAAAACUACCAACAGUAUAUUUUAUAUUUAAAUAAUAAAAAUUCUAUAUUUAUAUUAAAGUUAA